Salvelinus sp. IW2-2015 is the source of this 1820-nucleotide messenger RNA. RefSeq names its product rhomboid-related protein 3. Lineage: Eukaryota; Metazoa; Chordata; Actinopteri; Salmoniformes; Salmonidae. Gene Ontology annotation, molecular function: serine-type endopeptidase activity. The record is from RefSeq and is a predicted model, not a curated record.
AACUGGUCGGGUAUGAAAUGUCAGUUUAAGCUGUUCCGGAUGGCCAUGGCUCUGGUCUGCAUGAGUGUAGAGUUCGGCCGUGCCGUGUGGCUGCGGUUCUACCCGCCGGCCUUCCCGCCCUGCCCCAACCCCAGCUUUGUGGCCCACCUGGGGGGUGUGAUGGUGGGGCUCACCCUGGGGGUUGUAGUCCUCCAGAACUACGAGCAGCGUCUCCAAGAGCAGUCUCUAUUCUGGAUCUUCUUCUCCGUCUACUUCCUCUUUGUCCUCUGUGCUGUCUUCUGGAAUGUCUUCGCCUACAGCCUGCUGGACGUCCGGCUCCCACCCACGCCGUGAGCUCCCCCAGCCUGUGAGGGCAAACUGAGAGGGCCAACUACGUACAUCAGAUCCAAUGGAACAUAACCAUCUAGGUCCAAGACUUCAGAAUUUGUAUCUUCAUUUUAGAGUACUGUAUGGAACAGAGUAUGGCAGCAUCUCCUCUUAAACCCAAUGGUGCCUAUAACUGUAAGAAAGAGGUUAUUAUGACAGCUAGCUUCAAUGAAGGACAAUUUCAUAGGGUUGGAGAUUGUUAUGAUACACAUGUCUUCGAUCUGUCAUACUAUAGUACUAUUCUCUGUAAGUCUGGACUGAAGCUAUGAAAUGUUCAACUGUUGACAUGUUACACUGUACUGUGUACAUCUGACGUGAUAUGGUUUUGUUCCAACUUCCUGAUUUUUCUUUGGUUACCUGACUGUUUAUACAUUCAACGAUGCUACAUGUACAUUGUUGCCUUUCACAAUAUGUCUGGCAGGUCAAAUGGCUAAAGCAGAAUGAGAUGGGUACUCAAGCUAGAUAUUUGCAGGGUGAAUUGGCUUACGUUUUUGUUGUUGCCUUUGGUGUGUGUGUGUGUGCCAUUUGCAGGAGUGGACAGUAUUGGAGGAGUGGACAGUAUCAUCCAGGUUACACUGACUUACUUUAUUUUGUCAUGUGCAAAUGGAAAUGGAAGUCGAAACGAAGAUAUAUGUGAUGUUCGAACCCUCUGUGUUCCUGACUGUUGCCAAAACCAUCCCUUAACCAAUAGCAUACAAAAGACAGAGCACUACAGAGAACAUGUACUGUUUUAUUAAUAGGGGAAUAUGUUGCCUUUUGGGAUGAGUACUGGUUGAGMUGAACGUCAGCAUUCUCCCUCUAGCACAGACUUAUUGAUASGUAUUCAAUAUUUAACUCUGUUACAGACUGUGGAAAUGGUGCUACAUGUAAAUAGGUCCCUCUCUCCAGAGUUAGCCUUCAGUUAGUACUGUACUGUCAAUGCCCAUAUUAAGGAGAAAGCUAAGUCAUGUUGUAUUGGAUGCUGUGUUUGCUUCAACAGGAGAACACGUCGCAUCUCAACCAGCCAAGGCUCAGAUUAGCCUGGUCCCAGAUCUGUUAGUGCUCUUACCAACUCCAUUGCUGUCAUUGUCAAGCCACAGAUGUUUGGCAUGACAAUGAGUGACAUGGAGUUGACAUGGUACCAGGAACAGACUGGCACCCAGGCUAGCUCAAGCGUGUACUUUAACUUAACCUCGCGUUAUGCCGCUUCACACAAAAUAAAUCAUAAGAAAGACUGUAAUUAUUAACAAAUUAAUAUUUUAACAUACAAUAGCCGGUUGUUGAUUCUUGAAUUGGUCUACAAUGUGAUGUGUAAAAUAUCCCGUGUAUUUAGCAUUUGUUGAUUGUAUAUAAUAAGGUCUAUGAUACGGAACAUAGUGGUAACUGACAAUAUUUUAACAAGUGCAUAUUUUGUAGAUUUGAUAUGUAAAUACUGAAUACUGGAAUACAUUCAACUGUUUUUAUAAUGAAACGUA